AUGCCUCGCUCGGAAGAAGCUGAAUGGUGGGCUAAUGCCGUGUAUGCCGCUAUCCAAGAGAUCCCCGCCGGCAAAGUCACUUCCUACGGACAUAUCGCCCUUCUUCUCGGCGAACCCCAACGACCACGUCAAGUCGGGGUCUGCCUCAAGUCCCUGCCCAAUGCAGAUACCGGUGCCCAUUUCAACUCCAGUAAUGUUCCCUGGCAGCGAGUUAUUAAUGCUAAGGGGAUGAUAUCUCAUCGAGGCCCUGGCAGCGCUGAGCGCCAAGCAGAAGCGCUCGGGCAAGAAGGGGUUGAGGUCACUAGGGAUAGUAUGGGGGAGAUAUACGUUGAUUUCUCGCAGUAUGGCUGGUUUCCAAGUAGGUUACCCAGUGAGGAAGAGGAGGAGAAUGAUGAACAGUUGUUCGUGCAGGAUUCAUAG
This is a messenger RNA of Penicillium cataractarum, 420 nucleotides long. RefSeq names its product MGMT family protein. The transcript has 3 exons. The record is from RefSeq and is a predicted model, not a curated record. NCBI's taxonomy places the organism in Eukaryota, Fungi, Ascomycota, Eurotiomycetes, Eurotiales, Aspergillaceae. Gene Ontology annotation, biological process: DNA repair. Gene Ontology annotation, molecular function: catalytic activity. The coding region runs from base 1 to 420 and encodes 139 amino acids.